CUCAAACAAUCUUCCAAAAAUGUCGCUUAUUCCAAGCUUCUUUGGUAACCGAAAAACCAAUGUCUUUGAUCCAUUUUCCCUAGACACUUGGGAUCCAUUUGAUGGCAUUCUCACUUCAGCCCUAGCCAAUGUACCCAGCUCAGCUCGUGAAACGUCUCAAUUCGCAAGCACAAGGGUUGAUUGGAAGGAAACACCAGAGGCACAUGUUUUCAAAGUUGAUCUUCCUGGGCUGAAGAAGGAAGAAGUGAAGGUCGAGGUCGAAGAAGGCAGGAUCCUGCAGAUAAGUGGAGAAAGAAGCAAGGAGCAAGAAGAGAAGAACGACAAGUGGCACAGUGUUGAGAGGAGCAGUGGAAAGUUCCUUCGCCGCUUCAGGCUACCUGAAAACACAAAGAUGGAUGAAGUUAAGGCUAACUUGGAAAAUGGAGUGCUUACUGUGACUAUUCCAAAGGUUGAAGAGAAGAAACCUGAGGUCAAGAGCAUCGACAUCUCUUCUGCUUAAAAAGGUCCCAAUAUCUGUCAGGAGUGUGCUCAAUGUUAAUUCCCGUCAU
Molecule: messenger RNA, 548 nt
Organism: Chenopodium quinoa (quinoa)
Lineage: Eukaryota; Viridiplantae; Streptophyta; Magnoliopsida; Caryophyllales; Amaranthaceae
Product: 17.4 kDa class I heat shock protein-like
Exons: 1
Coding region: 20-499 (159 amino acids)
Biological process (GO): response to hydrogen peroxide; protein folding; response to heat
Source: RefSeq, a predicted model, not a curated record